AUGAAGCCAAGACGCGUUGGAAUGGCGCGAGGUUACGAGGAGAUGGACGGAGCAAACGUUCCCCGACCACCCGGAUCAACGGGUCCGGUGGGGGGAGGCAGUUCCGGGGUAGACUCCACCACGUCGGUAGUGGGCGGGAAUCCCGGAUCCCCAACGACAGCACCCACCGGUGGAACGAUGUUGACCGGUGCGGCACCAGAGUUUGAGCUGGCAUCGGUCAGUGUCGUCCCGGACGAUACGUACACCGUGACCCAGGCAGUGAAUGCGCUCGGAUUUGGUUGGUUUCAAGUUAAGCUAUCGUUGUGUGUGGGAUUGUGUUGGAUGGCCGAUUCCAUGGAGAUGACCAUCUUGAGCGUGCUUGGUCCGGCACUGCACUGCGACUGGGGCAUCUCCCGAUAUCAGCAGGCCCUGGUGACGACGGUAGUCUUCCUCGGCAUGAUGCUUAGCUCCACCUUUUGGGGUCACCUGAGCGAUCGUUACGGCCGCAAACCGGCCUUAACACUGUGUGGAGUGCUGCUGUUCCUGUACGGAUUGCUCAGUUCCGUUGCGCCGAGCUUUGGCUGGUUGCUGCUGUUGCGUGGACUCGUCGGAUUUGCCAUCGGCUGUGUACCACAAUCUGUUACACUGUACGCUGAAUUCCUUCCCACAAAACAGCGUGCCAAAUGUGUCGUAUUACUUGAUUGUUUCUGGGCGCUUGGAGCAUGCUUCGAGGUGGCACUCGCGUUGGCUGUGACACCGACGCUUGGCUGGCGAUGGUUGCUCGGUUUAUCGGCCGCACCACUGUUUAUCUUCGCCAUAAUUACUCCCUGGCUUCCGGAAUCGGCUCGCUAUCACGUUACCAGCGGUCAAAGUGACAAAGCGCUGAACACACUGGAACAGAUCGCAAAGGAUAACCGGCGUCCGAUGCUGCUCGGCCGGCUGGUAGUGGAAGGUCCCAGUGGUUCGCGGGGGAGUUUGAAGGCACUGCUCGGCAGCUCGCUUCGACGCACCACGUUGCUGCUGUGGUUCAUCUGGAUGUCGUGUGCCUUCUGCUACUACGGAUUGGUGCUGAUGUCGACGGAACUGUUUGGCGGUAAGAACAAAACCAUCGCCGACGUUGGGAUGGCUGAUGAUGGAGUAACGAUCGACUGUCAACCGUUGGCCACCACGGACUAUAUGGAUCUACUGUGGACAACGCUAGCCGAGUUCCCGGGCAUAUUUGCGACGAUUUACGUGAUUGAAAAGUUUGGUCGCAAGAAAACGAUGGCGUUGCAGUUUCUCUUCUACGCCGGAUGUGUGCUUUUGAUCACCGUUACGGAAGUACGAGUCUUUUUGACAAUCAUCUUAUUUAUGGCUCGGGGAGUCAUUGCCGGUCUGUUCCAGGCGGCGUACGUUUACACACCGGAAGUCUAUCCGACUGCGCUGCGAUCGGUCGGAGUUGGCGGCUGUUCGGCGCUAGCACGUCUCGGUGCGAUGGCAACACCGUACAUUGCACAGGUGCUGUUUCAGUCGUCGAUCUGGAGCGCUGUGACCGUGUACGGCAUAUUCGCCGCAUGUGCCAGUGUUGCCUGUAUGCUAUUGCCGUACGAAACGCGUGGUGCUGACUUGGCGCACUGA
Anopheles marshallii is the source of this 1596-nucleotide messenger RNA. Its product is annotated as synaptic vesicle 2-related protein. The coding region runs from base 1 to 1596 and encodes 531 amino acids. Gene Ontology annotation, biological process: transmembrane transport. The transcript is spliced from 6 exons. Gene Ontology annotation, molecular function: transmembrane transporter activity. Lineage: Eukaryota; Metazoa; Arthropoda; Insecta; Diptera; Culicidae. The record is from RefSeq and is a predicted model, not a curated record. Gene Ontology annotation, cellular component: membrane.